Anthostomella pinea is the source of this 198-nucleotide messenger RNA. The record is from the annotation of a GenBank genome assembly. NCBI's taxonomy places the organism in Eukaryota, Fungi, Ascomycota, Sordariomycetes, Xylariales, Xylariaceae.
AUGCCCGAGGACAACCCCUCUACUCAGACCGGCAAGUCUGAAUCCAGCCUGCCAAAGUCCGUUGGCGACGCCGCAAAGGACGUACAAGGCUUCGCUGCCCACAAGGCUCACCCAGGCCCCGCCGUUCCCCAGAGCAUGCCCGGACAGGAGGGAUCUAAGGAGGAGCGACAGGCGAAGGCAAAGGAGUUGAACAAAUAG